AUGCUAGACUGGGACAUCCGAACGUGUCUGUGGAACGAGUGUCACCGAAAACAUUUGUCUUUGCCUGUGGAUCUUUUGACUAGAAUCGACCUGAAGGUGGUCUUCAAGCGAUGGUACUCAACUACCAAAUCUGAGACAGAAGCUGAGUUCCGUGGCCAUUUUGAAGACGCUGUGAAGGCUGCCGGUCUCUCCUUUAUCGGGCGGCCGCACAGUGGCAUUGACGAUGCGCGGAACACUGCUGCUCUACUGAACCGACAAUCUCCUUUCAGAUUCAGUGCGCAGCUCACUUUCAGUCAUUCACUUCUGUCCAACUUCGUUCCCAAAGUGCAGGCCGAUUCAACGUUGUUUCUGCGUCUUAGCCUCGGUUUUGACUUCUACCUGGUGAGGGCCUGUCGCCACCUACUCAGCCUGCCAGAUUUGCAAGACCACUUUCCGUCUCUGGGGAAUAAGCCUCUUACUGAUCGUGACGUCACUUGCCUCCGACGAAUCCCUGUUCUCCGUCAAUUGAAUGACGAGCUUAUUCUAUGUCGGCCCGCUUUAGAGGGCUGUGAGUACGCACAUCAUGACUUAGUCGCAUGGGCCAUUGACCACGACAUAUUGGUUAAAGACUUUGCGAUGGCUAUUUUGAAGACAGAUGUUUUCAAUGACGCCGUGUACUCAGCUAAAGUUCUUCCCCGGCUGACUCGACACGUUGGUGACCUGGCGGUGGAUUAUCGCGUGGCUCUGCUACUUAUUCAACGAUUAAGUAGUCUGCGGCAGAAAUUUUUGCCGACCAACCACCACAUGAGUUUGCUCCACCACCUGAUGCCACUUCUUUCGGCGACUUCCAAGUCAGAAAUCCUGGCGCGUCUCCACACCAGGUCCGAACAAUGCCCCACACCACUUUCCCCAGAAGAAUCGAAGUUCAGGAGCUGCGCACGUAACUUCUUCAAUCGUCUCGCUGCUAGUCCUGGACUGUCCGAUCUGAAUCCAAGUUCAUUCUCUCGAUCUAGUGGCAGGCCCUGGGCUCCUUCCGGCCAACCCUCAAACAUCAUCUCCACUGAAGCCUUGAUUGAUGCUGACCUGCUGCUGCUAACCCGACCCAUUGACUUCCUCACGGAGCUUUUGUACUUUCCCAUCACUCAACACUCAGCUGCUCUCCUACCGGUCGUCUUUACGGUGCGUUUUGCCGGCUAUUUGCAAAUUCUCAGCCACGUGAGCUACAGCCUCGACAUCCACCUCAACGGCGAGAAGGUUUCGGUAGCGCGGAGGCUGCUUGCCAAGCUCAUGGCCUUGUUCGAGGCGGAGGAGGAGGAGGGGGAGCAGGAGGCUGGUGAGGAGCAGGGCGUGGCUCUGCUCAUGCGGUACCUGCCCAUGACCGGUGACCUGGACCCCCUCCAGGUUGCCCUCGCUGCUCAGGCCUCGGCUUUCUCAAACCCCGUCUCCAUGGUGUCGGCUGACGACAACGCAGGUCUCCACUCCGGCCGGGGGCUUUGGACGCUCUGUUUUGCCUGUCUGUUUGACCAGUGUGCGCGCGUGGGGGAGAAGCCCCAAGGUCACGACUUGGCCGCAGAUGACGACGCCGCUGAUGUCACUGGUUGCUUGGGUGACCGUGUACCUUUCAUCCCACCGGCGGUGUUUCCUUGCCCGUUCCCGCGUCACCCCAAAUGCCCGCUUCCCACGCUUCCCUCAGUUCCUUCUUGGCAGCCAUCGUGUGUUGUGAUAUCUGGCAGCCGGUUCGCUGUCGGUCGCAGUAACCUCUACGGCCUUCUUGCAUGUCUGUGCUCCUUUUUUAAUGGUCGCAAACUGCGUUGCCAAUCCACGUGGCCAACAGUGUCGUUCGAGCUAGCUGACCUGGUCGCCUCGACAACCCACGCCGAGGUCGUGGUCCAGAGCCUCUCCCUCCUCCUGCUGCCCUCACCACCCGCCCACCUCCCCGACGUCCACUUGGUGACGCUGUGCCGCCGUCUCCUCGACCACCAUCCGACGCCGUUGGUCGUGAAGAUGUGCGUCUCCGUUCUCGCCCAGACCCGCGCCUCGGACACCCUCGGUGGGCAUUUGCGAUCGGUGCUUGCAGGCGAGCAGAACGCACGUCUGCUGAUGCAAUGCGCUGACUUCCUCCCCAAUGACCUACUUGGGCUCUUGCGUAUUCCACUGCCGUACAAACUGGUGCAAUCCAGAUUGGUCGAUGUGGCGGCUUUAAAUGAGAGGUGCGUGUCAUCCUUGUUUCUGAUGGUAACAACUCUCCACACGAGCGUGUCUUGCCACAAACUCACUAACGGUCGGCCACCACUUCUUUUAUCUAUCAUACGUCUGCUAUCGAUGUCAAUUGCAGAGGUUGCAGCAUAUUCGGUUGGAAAGCAAUCUCCAUCCACCGCCUCUUUGUCCAUACGGCAACAACUUGAAACAGAGUCUCUCGUUAACCGCCACGACUCUCAACCCACAGUUCAAGUCAACCUGCUAAAUGUGAAUCAGAAAAUCAAAACUGCAUCUAUUUGCGCUUGCUGGUCUGCGCGGUGGUUGUGCAGUUGUCAGCGCCUUUCUUCCACAGCGCUAGUCAAAAUUUGCAAACUCGAUAUCGAAGUUGCAAAUCGAGGUGAUAUACCUCCUGACCUGAUGUUCUGCCUUUAUCGCGAGCCCAGUUAUGUACUUCUCGGCAGAAAUCCUGAGCCUACCCUUGUCCAACUUGUUGUAGAACUUGGAGCCGAAGUUUCCGAACUGUCAAUGGCGGUGCCCUCCCCCUCGCAACCCUCGUGUGACGAUUUAUGCUACGACAUCAACGUUGCCGUGUUGUUUUUAUUUGGGUUCACGCCGGAACUGGCCUUUGCUAGCCAGACACAAAUCACCGCCAUGUUCCUACCACUCACAAAGUGCCACUUCGAAUUCACACCUGCGAUGCCUCAACCCGAGCACCCUUUGUGUCACUUCGCGCAGCCACUGUCCCCCAGCGACCUGGAGGAGAUCUUUGAAGUAGUGAGUCUCUCUGAUGGCACGUGGCUCGCUCUCGUGAACUCCUUCAUGGUGUCUUCGUCGAAGGAACCUGAGAUCCGCAGUCUGUGGAACCGCCUUUCAGCAUCCAGCGUCAUCCUGAGCCUCUACGCCUUUCUCCAUCGAAUCUGUUCAACUGACGGCGGGGACGUGGUGGGUCGCUGGGCGCGUGCCGUCGGCUUCGUGGACCAACUCGUCGUGGGCGGUCUCCUUCAUCUUGCCUUCUCCACGCGAAAUCCACCCACCACCACCACCGCCACCUUGAGCGACACCACUUCACCGCCUCCGGACAUCCACCUCGGACACCACCGUGGCUCACUUGACCUCUUUGACCUCGUGUUUGGACUCCUUCGAGUGAUCGAUCGAUUUGGUGCAAAGCCGCCGUCGCCCAUGCUGGGUCUUGUCUGCCAAACUCUGGCUGUCAUUGGGCAGCGGCUGGUGUCGCGUUUCGCGACCGCUCCAGACGCUGUGACCUCGGACCAAGUGCAAGUUCUCGUUGAGCAGGCAGUUCUCGUUAUCGAGGAAAUCGAGGCAUACAUUCGAGGCCGUGGGGAACCAACGACUCCACCUCUGGAACACCUCUUGGCCUCUCUAGACCUGGUUUUAAAUUCGCUAAGUCGAAAACAGGACCAGGAAUCUCCGUGUACAUAA
Mesocestoides corti is the source of this 3618-nucleotide messenger RNA. Lineage: Eukaryota; Metazoa; Platyhelminthes; Cestoda; Cyclophyllidea; Mesocestoididae. The record is from the annotation of a GenBank genome assembly.